Messenger RNA from Trypanosoma cruzi, 1866 nucleotides. RefSeq lists its product as uncharacterized. The transcript has a single exon. The record is from RefSeq and is a predicted model, not a curated record. Lineage: Eukaryota; Euglenozoa; Kinetoplastea; Trypanosomatida; Trypanosomatidae. The coding region runs from base 1 to 1866 and encodes 621 amino acids.
AUGAUCCCUGUGAGGCUGAAGUACUUCGAGGAGGGUCCGUCGUGGACGGAAAGACGCCCCUCAUCUGCGGCAGAGGCGACAGGAACAUCAACAGGGGGGACGGCGCCCGCAUCAUUGGCAAAGGCCUUCUCAGUGAGCACUAUUGACCUCAGCGGGGGGAUCUCGUCGGUUGGAGAGAUGGAGAGUUUCAACAACGCCCUUGCCGCCUCGUCGCCGUCGUUUGUUUUUGUCCACAACGCCACGCUGGUGGCGCGGCAGCAGAUGAUGCAGUCAUCUUAUGUGCGCAAGAUGUACGGUAUUACGGAACUCGUUCGCUAUGAGCCGCGGGAGGGGGCCGAGAAGGGCAGCCUUGCGCUCGUGCGCGUCGGCGUGGUCUGCGAGAGCGCCGAUAGCGCUGUCAAAUUGCUGGACAGCAGCCUGGGCGGCGGUGGGUGUGUCCGCUUCUUCAUGAUGCUGCAGGUACGCUCGUUUGCGGGUGCCUCAAUGACGGUCUCCGCGGUCUACAUUGACCCUGCCGCCAUGCUUUGGCAACGCGUGGCAGUUCUCACGCACCUUUUCCCGCAGCUUGUGAACGCAGAUCUUGUUCUACUCGUCUCAAACCUGUUUUUGUCGCAGACGGGUGCGUUGAGUUUGGAAACGAGUGCGGAACUGCAUGCCGUGUGCACCGCGAAGGGGUUCAGCGAUGCCGCGGAGGAGUCGGUGGAGAAAAACAGCGGCGGCCACGGGGGCGUCGGGCAGCAGGAGUGGUCCGUGUGGGUGAAGUCUUCGAAAUUUGCCGCGACGCAUCUCACUCACGAGGCGCUGUUACCGACGGCGGCAGGAGCAAAGGCAUCGGCAGGCAUCACCACCGUCACACUCUCAUGCCGCUGUGCGGCGGCGAUUACCAUCCCGCAGCCACGCAGCGCGAAAAGUGCGAACUCGCGUGGCUCGCCGGCGUCGACGGCCACGCCAGCAAUCAUGACAGACCCCGCCAUUCUUAGCGCGGAAGCGGCGGGGAAAGGCGUCACGACGGCAGCAAAGGGCGGGGGGAGCGUCAUCAUUGAACGGCUUUUGCAGCAACAACAACAACAACAACAGCAACAGCAGCAGCAGGCUGUGCCACGGUGGCGGACCUCGCACUCAUAUACGUUGAAGAACAAUGAGAAGUUAAACAGUCAUGAACUCGCAUUUGAUGUUUCUGCACACUUUGCGUCUGUGCCGGAGGUGGUAGAGGCGCUGAACAACAGGUCGAUUUACUGGCCCGCAGAAUACUGCGUGGCGCACAAUGUCAUUCUUGCAAGCGACAAUGUUGGUCCAGGAGAUAAACGCGUCAUGCUUCGUCGCUACGCCCGAGAAUACAAGAACAGCGCGGCGCUGUUGUCGCAGAUGUUUUUGCAUGCUGGGAGCAUUCAUUGCAGCCCCAACACCGGGGCAAAUGUUCAUAGUGCUUCUCAAGAAGUGGCCACGGAGAAGUCGCCUUGGCUGAAACGCGUUGUUGCCAUGUCAAACCAUACAAAGAAUGAAAGCAAUGGUGAAGAUACCCCCUCACUUCCUUCCGUCUCACGCGCUGUUAAGCGUGAGGAGGAGUUGCGGAGUCGCAUCUGGGAUGCAUCAUGGUGUACCGUCAUUUAUCAAGUGACCCCGCGUGAGAUGAAGUUCAACAUCACCUCGGUUGUUGGAAUUGGAAAGGACAACCUUAACGAAGCCAUCCAGUGGCUCAACUUGCGUUCACAACCCAAGGCAAAAGCUCCGCACGGGAAAGAGAAUCCUUUGCAGAACUACGCAUACGAUUACGCUCUUCUCUUCUCCACGGAACACCAGGGUUACUAUCUUAUCGCGGCUACUCACGUUCCAUGUGACAUUGUGGCUUGUCGUGCAGCUGCGUGA